UACAAAUAGCAGCAGUUCUACAGAGCAGCAGUUCUACAGUUGUAUACAUAGCAGCAGUUCUAUACAAAUAGCAGCAGUUCUACAGAGCAGCAGUUUUACAGAGCAGCAGUUCUACAGUUGUAUACACAGCAGCAGUUCUACAGAGCAGCAGUUGCAUACACAGCAGCAGUUGCAUACACAGCAGCAGUUGGGUGUACAGAAGUGACAUAUUGGGAAGUGGAAUGAGAUUUGAAGCAUGUUUUGCUUAGUCCCACCCUCAGCUCGCCAGGCGCCAUGAGCAGCAAGAACUGCUGGACCAGGACUAGGACCAGGACCAGGUGUAGAACCAGGAGCAGGCUGCAGCAUGUUGAGCUUUUUGGAAGUCUUGCUCGUCCUUCACCUGCUUGUGUUGCCUCUCGUAAACGCACAUUUGGAGGGAUAAUCUUUUUGGACGUACUUGUCUUGUAGUCUUGCGUGAGUCCGUCAGCAUGCUCGGUAGUCUUGCGUGAGUGAGUCAGCAUGCUCGGUAGUCUUGCGUGAGUGAGUCAGCAUGCUCGGUAGCGUACCUGGCCGCCCGGAGACGCACCUGCAGACCCCCACAGCCCAGCACUGAUCGUCCACGCCGACAUGUCUCCCACCAUGAUGGAGCACAACACCCUGACCCUGGACGCCAAAUACUGCAACAGCUCGUCGUCGUCGUCCAGCUCGGACAACGACAAGAAGACCCAGCUGAGCCAGCCGAGCGUGUCCGCGGAGGAGCGGAGGAAGAAGGCGGAGAUCCUGAGCGGCCAGUACGGCACCAACCUGCUGCUGAUCGGAGCCGCGCUCAUGCUGGCCUUGGCGCACCACAGCCCGGCCGUCAAGGAGGACCACCUGCUGGCCUUCGUCACCUGCCUGAUGCUCCUGCAGCUGCUGUGGAUGAUGUGGUUCGUCCUGCUGCGACGCCGGCACAGGAGCGCGCUCACCGACAAAGACGUCCACGCCACCACGUGCUGGAUCAGAGGUGGUUUGACUCUUCUUGCGCUCCUGUCUUUAAUCAUGGAUGUGUUUCGAAUCGGAUAUUACGUGGGCUAUCAAUCUUGUGUGUCGGCUGUCCUCGGGGUGUAUCCCGUCAUCCAUGCAACACACACCAUAGCACAGGUGCACUUUCUCUGGUUUCACAUCAAGGAUGUCAUCAAGAGUUUUGAGACCUUUGAGAGAUUUGGUGUCAUCCAUGCGGUCUUCACCAACCUCCUCCUGUGGUGCAACGGUGUGAUGUCCGAAGCCGAGCACUUCCUGAACAACCACAAAAGAAGACUCUCUGCCCUGGGCUACGGAAACCUCACUAUAGUUCACACGGAGCCCGACUGUAACUGCACCACCAGCACCUGCUCCAUGUUCUCCAGCAGCCUCUACUAUCUCUACCCUUUCAACAUCGAAUACCACAUCUUUGUGUCCGCCAUGCUCUUUGUCAUGUGGAAGAACAUCGGCCGCACCAUUGACCUGUCUUCCAACCGGAAAAGGCUGGCGACAAAAACCCAAGGUUUGACCCUGGGCCCCGUUCUGGGUCUUGUCGCCUUUGCCAGCACGAUCGGGAUUUUGGUGGUGUACAUAACGCAUGUGGAGGGCUCCCUUCAAACACGACGCUCUGCCAUUUCUAUGUUCUACAUUUACGGCAUCGUCAUGCUUGUGUUUAUGUGCUCUGCCUGUGCUUCAGGUCUGCUCAUAUACCGAGCAGAUCGCAUGCCCCUGGACACCUCCAAGAACCCCUCCAGGCAGCUGGACACAGAGCUGCUGUUUGGCUCCUCUAUGGGCUCCUGGUUCAUGUCCUGGUGCAGCAUAGUGGCGGUGCUGGGAGCCACCAGCAGCCCCCCUUACCGCUGGACCAAUCUCACCUAUUCUCUGCUGGUGGUGUUGGAGAAGUGCACCCAGAACCUCUUCAUCAUCGAGUCCCUCUACCGCCGGCAGGAAGUUGCCGGGCGGGACGACCCGGAGUUAGCCACGUCACCGGAAAUCUUCUCCGUGGCGUCCGCUUUGGCCCCGCCUUACAACGGCAUCUUCAACCGAGCCUACGACACCCCUGACAAGGCUUGUGUCGCCAUGGAGAACGAGCAGGAAGACCAUGGACGGGCGUACAAAUGUCCCAGGAAAACCUCGGACCAUCCCCUGCCCUUCAGGAACCAGGCCCCAAAUAUCAAGAGGCGAAUCCUGAAGAACAUCGCAGUCUUCUUGAUUAUGGGCAACAUCUCACUGUGGAUUCUUCCCGCCUUUGGCUGUCGGCCGCAGUACGAGAAUGGAUUGGAACAGGAGACCUUCGGCUUCAGCACAUGGACUACCACUCUCAAUUUCGCCGUUCCUUUAAACCUUUUCUACCGCAUGCACUCGGUGGCGUCUCUCUUUGAGGUGUUCCGCCGGGUCUGACAAUGGCGGAACACUCCCAUUCCCCACUUGAACGUAAGCCAUGGCAACACUCCCUACCACCCAAAGAUGACUGGUACGACCCAACAUGUUCACCCGUGUGAUCAACUUCAACCCUUUUUGAAAGAGUUUCUGAAGGGCUUUUUUAUGGUUUGUUCUCUUUCAGUUAGUCUUCUGGACUUAGACCUGUUCACCUCAGUCAAAGACAACAUAGCACCGUGCUUUAUAGAACGUGAACAUGCCCUAGUUCAAAUGCAUUUUGUUUAUGGAGGACGUUGUCAUUUACUAUGAAACAAUAGACUUGUUACAUUUCUCCCGCGGGUUUUUCAAUCUCAGAGGACAAUCUCAGCUCAGUGCCAUAUUUUUAGGCCUGUAAGCAAACGUCAGAGAGAAAUGACAAAUGCCAAGCUCUGUGUUUCGUAAAAUGUGCUAUAAAAUAGUCAAAAGGUCUCUCAUCUGCGCCAAACUGCACGAAAAUACUUUGUUUACUUCGAUCCAUACAACAUUUGUGUCUCGAUAUAAAAAGGAUACGAUGGCUAAGACCAUUAUUUUUGACAGUUGCUGCUUGUCUGCUGCAAAACGUUCAUAGUUCCAGGAUUAUUUUGGAUGUGUAUGUUGGUGAAGUACAACAGUUGACCUUUCUUUCAAAGGCAUUUUUCUGACUGUUUCAAGGUUCUCAAAGUUGCUUAAUUCAACAAUGGUUUUCAUUUUCUCGACUGAGGUUGGGACACUGAAGCAGGACUCAAAUCACUUGAAUCAAGUCGUGGUUCUCAUUUUGGUGCUCUCGUCCGUCCUCUCGGGAAGUGCCAACUUAAACUGCUUUGGCUUUUUUAUUGUCAUCUUUGUAAAUACUCAUACUGAUCAAAAUGAACACGCUGUGAUGUGAUUUUGUGAAAAUCCGAUGGACUGGUGCUCAUAGAAAAAUAUUUGAA
Molecule: messenger RNA, 3308 nt
Organism: Entelurus aequoreus (snake pipefish)
Lineage: Eukaryota; Metazoa; Chordata; Actinopteri; Syngnathiformes; Syngnathidae
Gene: otop1
Product: otopetrin 1
Exons: 6
Coding region: 607-2379 (590 amino acids)
Biological process (GO): inner ear morphogenesis; proton transmembrane transport
Cellular component (GO): membrane
Molecular function (GO): proton channel activity
Source: RefSeq, a predicted model, not a curated record